Messenger RNA from Dicentrarchus labrax (European seabass), 4919 nucleotides. Its product is annotated as G-protein coupled estrogen receptor 1. Gene Ontology annotation, cellular component: membrane. Bases 3102 to 4406 code for a protein of 434 amino acids. NCBI's taxonomy places the organism in Eukaryota, Metazoa, Chordata, Actinopteri, Moronidae. Gene Ontology annotation, molecular function: nuclear estrogen receptor activity; G protein-coupled receptor activity. The record is from RefSeq and is a predicted model, not a curated record. Gene Ontology annotation, biological process: G protein-coupled receptor signaling pathway; cellular response to estradiol stimulus. The transcript has 3 exons.
UAAAAAUAACCACCUGUUUAGUCAGUUUUUUGCAGCGCAAGAAAUCUAUAAAACGAGGUGUUAUGUGAGUGAAUUUUGAACUGGUUUCAGUUGCAUGACUAAACUACCACAGAGAAAAAUAAAAAUAAAUAUUUUUUUUCUAACAAGGUGAAAACUAAAGAGAAAGAAAGAACCAAAUUACAGCCAUAUAUCUGCUGUAGCCAGUAACCAUAACACAACGUAAAUACUGUGUUUAACUCUCAGGGGAAGUAAAACAAGGGACUCUGUAUGUUCUCUGAUUUACCAGACCUCUCUCUGCAUGGUGAUGAAAAAAAAAGAGGGAGGGGAGGAAAAGAUUUUGAUCACAUGGCCACGAAGUCAUUUUGAAAGUAUGCUGACGGCGUAUUGCCCACAGAAAUAUAAGAAGUCCUUUACAGUGAGCAUCAUUUUUAGAGCUUUGAGUCAAUCAGCAGCGUUGGGCUGGUGGAUACAAAACAGAAGACGAGCGGGUGACGAAAGCAAAAAAUGUCUAAUGAAAGCCUGAACUCGACCGAGAGGAGCACCACACCUCUAUUUUCUGACAGUUCCACCAUCAUGAACACCACCACCACCACCACCAUCAUCAUGGGCAUGUCUAAUUCAACAUUCUCCUCUAUGACCGAAGAUGAAAUUGCAGCCAAUGAUCUAACCUCCAGAGCUAACUAUGUCUACAGUUUCUUAGCCGUGUUGGGCUUCAUCGCCAGCUUCUUCCUGCUCUACAGCUUCAUCCACACCUACAGAGCCCAAAGAAGCCCAGCCUGGCUCGAUUGCCUGCUCUGGGCCUUCUGUGGCUUCCAGCUGCUGCUCGUGCUCCUCUCUCUCCACGCUGUGGCCUACAGACCUAAGUACCUCUGGACCACAGGUUUGGGCUGUGCUGCUCUCUCCUUCACAAUCAACACAGCCUCUCUGUGUGGCCUGUUGGUCUUAGUGCUCAUGGCUUAUGUCCUGACUCUGGAUCCACCAUCCCAUGCCCUGCUGAGGAAGCCUGGGGUCUGUGGGACUCUGGUGAUCCUGACUUCUGUUCUGAUUUCUCUGCUGCUGGCUGGGCUUCGUGGACCCAGAGAUGGUCUACAGGAAACGAGCAAGUGUUUUAUGGAUCUAGUCAGUGCUGGAGCUUCGUAUGCAGCUGCUAGGUUGUGUCUGGCUGUUUUGAUUCCCUACGUCCUCCAAGCGGGACUUCUAAUAGGUGGCUGCGUCCGGCAGCGGAAAUCUAAGGGACGUUUCCUCUCUGGCUCCGAGGAGGGUCCUGUGUUCCUGACAGUCACCAUGGUUGUGUUCUUCUGCCAGCUCUUCUACAGCGUGGCGCUGGUGAGAGGAGCACAGUCAGAGAGGAAGGUUCGAGAGCGAGCGUUCAUCAGCGUGGCAGAGUUUGUACUGUUCUCGGGGAGCAGCGCCAGCCUGCUGCUGGUGCUGUUCAUGCACAGGCCGUGUCGAGAGAGUCUCCACGGAGUGUUUAGUCAGCUGAGGGACUGGUGUCGAAGCCGAGGGCGCACACAGCCCACCAGAAACAUCAUAGCUCCCCACAUUGAGAUCACAGACACCCUGCAGGACAUAGAGUCAUAGAGGAAAAAAGCUCUCUCAUCUAUGUGAACAGGACUCUAUUGAUGCAUCAAAUUAAAGACUUUUGACAUCUGAUGUAUUAGACACAUUCUUAUUAACUUUUUUAGUGCUUUUGCUAUUUCUUUUUCUGUUAUGAGUGACAAUGUUAAGGUUUUUACAUACAUGCAAUUCCAUUUUUAGUGUCUCCAGUAAAUGAAAGUUUGCUUAGCUAUUUUUCAUUUCAUUUUUUUGUACAUUUUUAGUUUUCAAAAAAAUUGCUGUACAUUGUGCAACAUGUUGGUAUAGUCCUUACUGUUACUAUAAUAACAAUGUUAUUAUUAUUAUUAUUAAUAAUGUUCAUAUAGUUUUUUAUAAAUAAACCAUGAACAAGACAAUUUUAAAAAAGGACUUCCUGACAGUAGAAAGUGCAAUUUUAUACAUCUUGAACCUGCUCUUUGCCACCUCGCUUUUCUUGGAAAACUGACUUUGCAUUAACAUGUUUUGCACAAAAGCCCGUUUAUAAAAAAUGCCUGGAAAAAACAUUCCCUGAAUGCCACACAGGAAACAUUUAGUCAAGGAAAAAAAAAGUCAGAUUCUAAGUUCAGGCCAACAGUGCCAAUAUCUUCAUGUCAUUAUAUUUAAAGCCAUUAAAGAACUAAUACAAGCCAGACAAGUCAACUCAUUCCAAGAAACUGAUGGGCACCAGUUCGAGGAAUAACCGACCUACAUGGAUCACAUAUUGCAUUGGUGCCAACAGAGAGUGACACAAAACCAGGGACCAGCAGGAAAAUUAAUAGGAGCCGGGUUGCAUAAGAUGUGACGUCAUGUGAAAUGUGCAAAAUCAUAGUGGCAAUGCUUUAGGUCAGAGAUAUAUGUUACAGAAUAAUUCAAUCCAAAAUGCAAUGCAUUACAGAAUUAACAUGCUAAAUCAUCUACAGUCUCAAACAGGUGCCUACAAAUCAAAACCAAAAAGCAAAAGUGCAGCUAAAUAAAGAAGUCAGACUCCCCACCUGUCCAUCUUGUUUUGUGUAAAUACACUGUUCAGUCUGUCUUUGCUAAAAGGCCAUGGACUCCCAUAUUUAUAUAUUUUAACAUUCUACAAUCAAAGCCAGCGUUGAAAAGUUGGCUCAGUGUCCCAGUUUGACAAUAAUUAUACAUGGAAUAGAUAAUUUCAUGUAAAAAUAUACAGGUGAUGAUCAACAUGACUACUUAGCAUGUUGCUAAUAAAGUGAAGCUAUAAUUAAAAAAACAUUGUUUUCAUGUUUGGCUUAAAGAUCUAACGUGUGCGUGUGUGCGUAUUGUGCGUUUGUGUUACUCGCUGUAAUAGGUGGGAGGCACCACAACCCUUCCCUCUCCUGGAUUUACUGUGACACCUGCUUUCAUAUUCACCACCAUAAAGACCGAUAGGUUUGGAGGACCUUCAAUGCCGUGCAAGGAAACUAAGAACAAAGUGUGGGCAUCAACUCCACUAUACAGCUAAGAAGACCACAGUGCAUAAAAGGGGAAGGAGAUGGCACCAGGGAUUUCACAGAGGCUUAAAACCCAUGGAAAACCAAGACCUAUGGCAACUUAACACGAGGUCAAAGCAAAGGUUUAAUAUGGACAAGACCAUGUAUGUGGACUACAGAGGCAUCAUGGAGAAUCACUUGUCUGUUAAACAGCUAAAUUACACACAAAAGGCAGUCGUCUCAGAUUUUCUGCAGGCGGCUUCAGAGAGCCCUCACCAUUAUAUUAUUAGCCUCUUCCUCUCCAGCAUCUACACUAUAUUUCUGUUUCCUAUCGGCUUCGUUGGGAACAUCCUCAUCUUAGUGGUCAACCUGGACCACAGGGGCCGCUUCACGGCCCCGGACCUCUACUUUGUGAACCUGGCCGUGGCCGACCUCGCCCUUGUUGCCGACUCUCUGAUCGAGGUGUUCAACCUGAAGCAGGGCUACUAUGACAUGGCCAGCCUCUGCACCUUCAUGAACCUUUUCCAGCAGCUCAACAUGUACAGCAGCGUCUUCUUCUUAACCUGGAUGAGCUUCGACCGGUUUGUCGCACUGACUGGCCUCAUAGGUCGCAGCAUGCCGCGCGCACGCCUCAGCUGCUGCCUUAUCUGGGUGUCCUCAUCUUUGUUCACCGUGCUCCCUUUUGCUAUUGCUCAAAGGCAGCACGCCGGAGAGCUCCAUUUCUGCUUCGCCAACGUGACCCAGAUUCAGUGGCUGGAGGUGACGCUGGGUUUCUUGCUGCCUUUUUGCAUCUUGGGUCUGUGCUACUGGAGAAUAGCACGGGUGCUUCAGAAAAACGGCCCACAGCAGAGGCCUCGCAGGCAGAAAGCCCUGCGGUUGAUCUCAGCAGCUGUGUUAGUCUUCUUCCUCUGCUGGCUCCCGGAGAAUGUGUUUAUAAGUGUUCACCUUCUGAGAGGUGACACAGACGGCAGCAGCACACUGUGGCAGGACUACCCCUUGACAGGUCAUGCGGUCAGACUGGCGGCCUUCUCAAACAGCUGCCUGAACCCACUCAUCUACAGUUUCCUUGGGGAGACCUUUCAGGAGAAACUGAGGCUUUUUCUCCAAGAGAAGAGCAGAUGUGCCAAGCUGCACAGAUCAGGCUCAGGAAGAUCCGUCUAUGUACAAGCUGCAAGCACAAGCAGCCAUGCAAUAUGCGACAGACCAGGCCAGUCCACACAUUUAAGCUCCAACAUCCUUCCACAAACUGUUAUACUCCCUUCAAAUAAAUACCAACUGCAGGUCGGUCACACAGAAACUACAGAACAACAUGUCUGUGCCAUGAGUGUGAAGACAGUUUUCAUUAAUGGACAAUGUAAAAGAAAGGGCUCAAACUGUUGUGGAAACUCUUCACCUAUUUAAAAAGGUCCAUCCAUGCCUACCAUUUCUUGGGAAUUUUGGAUCAAGUGUUUUUACAGAUCAGAUUAUCAAAUUAAAUGUCAGCCUUUUUAGACAUUUCUGAUUGCACUUUUUCAUUUAAAUUCAACUAUUCAACUCAGCUGUAAGAGUAAUAUGUGAAUUACAUCAUUUUUAAAGCAUUAAAAACACAACGUUUAGCUGGUCUAAACUGUGAUUAUCAGUGAAUUUGUGCACAUUGUUUUUAGAACACAAUUGGAUGUACGAGAGAGUUAUUACCAGCACUAGUAAAAAAAAUUCUCUGUACAGAGUUCACCCGAGCAUUCACAGAAACCAGCAACAUAAAGCGAUGUGCACAUUUCAAAGAAAACAAAAGGAAACGGUGAACACUCUUACCUCUGUUUGUCCUGUCGCUUGUUUCUUUUUGCGUUUUUUUUCCUUUUUCUGUUUUUUAUCAGCUGGUGUGACUGUCACAUCUGAAGGCUCCUGAAUGAAAUAAACAUUUGGUUUUUAAAGGCA